Penicillium bovifimosum is the source of this 777-nucleotide messenger RNA. RefSeq lists its product as uncharacterized. The transcript has 2 exons. NCBI's taxonomy places the organism in Eukaryota, Fungi, Ascomycota, Eurotiomycetes, Eurotiales, Aspergillaceae. The coding region runs from base 1 to 777 and encodes 258 amino acids. The record is from RefSeq and is a predicted model, not a curated record. Gene Ontology annotation, molecular function: pyridoxal phosphate binding. Gene Ontology annotation, cellular component: intracellular anatomical structure.
AUGACAACCACCGCACCAACCCAACCCCCCUCAAUGGCCACAGCAACACCCGCCCGCGCCUCCACACUGUUGGCAAACAUCACAGCAGUCAGCGCGCGAAUCAGCACAGCCACCCUCCAAUCCCCCAACCCCUCCAAACCCGUCCGUCUAGUGGCAGUAUCCAAACUCAAGCCCGCCUCCGACGCGCUCGCCCUGCACCAACCGCCAGCAUCGCAACAACACUUUGGCGAAAACUACCUACAAGAACUGCUCGAGAAAUCCCGCCUGCUCCCGCCAACCAUCAAAUGGCACUUCAUCGGCGGGCUGCAGAGUAACAAAUGCGUCACGCUGGCGCGUGACGUGCGCGGCCUGUGGGCUCGGAGCGCCGAGACGGCAGCGACGAACCACGACGACGGGAAGCUGCGCGUCUAUGUGCAGGUUAAUACUUCGGGCGAGACGAAUAAGGCUGGUGUUGAGCCCGAUGCUGCUGUUGGGCUUUGUCGGUAUGUGCGGGAGCAGUGUCCGAGACUGAAGUUGCAGGGUGUUAUGACUAUUGGGGCUAUUGCGAGGUCGAAGGCUACGACGCCGGAGAAUGAAAAUGAGGAUUUUAUUUGUUUGAGGGAGACAAGGGAUAGGGUUGUGAGGGAGUUGGGGUUGGUCGGGGAGGAGGAGUUGGAACUUAGUAUGGGGAUGAGCUCGGAUUUUGAGGGCGCUAUUGCUCUUGGUAGUGAUCAGGUUCGGGUUGGGACUACUAUCUUUGGGGAUCGGCCGCCUAAGGCGGAGGCGAGUGUUGUUUAA